GAACGCACCAUACAUAUGUAUGACGUGGCAGUGCGUGACGCCAUCAAAGCGGGUCGGUGGUUCAUUCAUGAGUGUACCGAGAGAGCCGUAACGUCACCGAGCUAGCGCACCUAGCAGCUUUACUCUGGGCCGAAAGGAUGAUGGAAGAGAGCGGGAUUGAGACUACACCCCCUGCCAGCCCUACACCUCCUCUGACUGCAGCUGCUGCAGUCAGCUCCCCACCAAUGACCAUAGGUCUGUCCAGUCCUCUGUCCCUCCCGGGCACCAGCGCCAUCUCCAUUGGUAACCCCUCAGUCUCCACCACUCUACCCCCUGGCCCCCCCCUCCCUACUUUCAGCAGCCCUCUGUCUGCACCCUCCCAGUUUCCCCCUGCCUCCACACUCACCUCCCCCCUUCACCAGCAGCUCCCCUCCCUUUCUUCCACCCCCUCCUUGCCUCCUCUGGUCUCCCCCAUCAGACCACCCCCACCCUCAACUCCUGGCAUGUUGGCCCCUCCAGUUGGCCCGCCGGUAUCCAACUUCUCCAUGAGCGCAGGAUAUGACAUCACACGGGGUCACGCUGGUCGAACACCUCAGACCCCACUGAUGCCAACAUUCUCCAGUCCUACUGCCAUGCCGGGUGUCGUGUCAAACCCCCUGGUUCAGCAGCCAGUCAUGACAGGAGGAAUUGAUACUGGAUCCCCCAUCACUUUCCCAGAGGAGCAGGAAGAUCCCAGAGUGUCUGGAGACACCAACACUGGUGGAGGCAUCUGGGGCUUUUUCAAGGGAGUAGCAGGUAACCAUGUAGUAAAGACAGUCCUGGACAGAACCAAGCACUCUGUGGAGUCCAUGAUCACCACUCUGGAUCCCGGAAUGGCUCCAUACAUCAAGUCAGGUGGGGACAUUGACAUUGUGGUGACCUCAGAUAAGGAGUUGAAUGUGGGGGCAGUCAGAGAGGCCUUUCAGGAGAUAUUUGGGAUGGCUAUGGUCACUGGAGAGCCUGGUCAGUCCAACAUCGCCCCACAGCCAGUGGGCUACGCUGCCGGUGUCAAGGGGGCUCAGGAGCGCAUUGACAGCCUGCGUCGAGCCGGUGUGAUCCAUGAGAAGCAGCCAGUGGUCUCUUUGGAAAACUUCAUUGCUGAGCUCUUUCCUGACAAGUGGUUUGACAUUGGAUGUUUGAUCCUGGAGGAUCCCGGUCACAGCAUCCGCAUCGAGGUCUUCACUCAGGCAACCCCUCUGGCUCUAGACUUCGUCCAACAGGCUCAGUCCCUGACCCCUCCUGACUACAGCCUGCGCUGGUCAGGUCUGAUUGUUACAGUGGGUGAGGUCCUGGAGCGCAGCGUGCCCAACAUCAACAGGACAGACUGGCAUCAGGUCAUGACGGGCAUGACCCAACGCCAGAUGAUCCAGAGUGCUGCCAAAGCUCUGGCUGGAAUCUACAAACAGCAGCUGCCACCCAGGACUGUGUGAGGCUGAAUGCUUCCAGUUUCUGUCACAUACUGGGAGGUGGGACAUGUUAGAGGCGAAACUAGCUGACUGGACAGCGAGGCUCCUCGUAGCUCCCCAUCCAUCCAUCCUCCACGUGUUUGUGAGGAAUAGCCAAAUAUUUCCUGACAUGUCAGCAUGUCAGCAGGUUUUAUUGAAGAAUACUUUGUUGCCAACUCUGACUUCAAAGAAGACUUAAGCAUUAACGGAUCAUCUCGUCACUCUCCUCGAAAGAUUAUUACACAUCAUGUAUAUUAAUAUAAGCAACCUUAACACACAUGGUGGCAAUAUUUUGUUUACUGCUAUUGCUUAUGAAUGCUAAUGGUUAUUGUAGAGAUCAUUGUAUGGACUGUGUCCCAGUUGUAUUCUAUGGACCAAAGGUUGUCACAGAUCCAAACUCUUAUUUUCAAGAAUAGAUUUUUAAAUCCAAAAAAUGAUAGACAUGUAGACUGCAUGUGAUGUGGAUCACCUGUGAAGGUUCGACUAUAGACUGUAACAAUGGAACUUCACAGUAAUAGGAAAUGAUCUGACACUACUGCACAUUUCAAAGUCUGAAAUAGCUGAUAAGAAGUUUUAAUUUUUUAUGAUUUCAUUUUAUGUACAGUUUUGUUUUUUGAGCUGUUGUUACAGCCACUGACCCACCGUCCACCCUUUUAAAAAUAAUAUUAAUAAUGAUAAUUAAUAUUAAUUUUAACAAAACAGAAAAAAAUGUCCCUGAGCCGUGGCCAGGCUCUGGGGCUAAGCUGAGUAACUGGACCCUGCUGACCUGCUGCUCCUCCCUUCUUGAGCUUGCUAAAAUUGUGUAAGAUUUUUUGAUGAACUGUUAAACACAAUCAUUUAGGAACAUGUAAGCAUAAUAAUGAACUAAUAAAGGAACUAAAACUAGAUUUUGACACGGGGCCCACCUAUUAUACUGUCGCUCUAUGUCAGCAUGAAUAUUCUAGUUACUGAAUUUACCAUAAAUCAAUUUCUGCACAGUAAACCUGUGUCCUUAGAGGGCGAGGGUCUCCCAUAGAAGCUUUUGUAAGCACUAAAUCUAUAUGAAGCCACUGUGCUGAAAAUGGUUUGCAUUUGAUCUGUGCUGACAACCUUUGAUGUGUUUGUAUGAAAGAGAUUCAUCAGAAUAGAAGUCUGUCUGUACACACAGCUUCUACAGUCAUAGUGUGUAGCCUGUGUGUAGAGUGUAGUGCAGCGAGGUCUUGUUCGUGCUGACCGUUGGAUUUUUGCUGCAUUGAAGCAACACACUGCUCUCUCUACACACACUUCAUUUUCCAUUGUGAAUGCACUAAAUCCAGUAUGUAGUGUGCAACCGGGACACAGCUAGAAGAGUGUGAUGGUUCAAAUGAUGUCGUCACUUUUUAGAUUUAUUGUAUUAGUUAAAACCAUAGUUAUCAUGUUCACUGAUUCUUGCUUGUUUUAUUGUUUGUGCUACAUUUUCCCAUGAGUGAUCGCAGCCUGUCAGGAUGCUCAGAUGAUCCUGUUGAAGGUGGAAAGAAUAUUCUCGGUGUACUUUGUCUUCUAAAUGUGCCUUUUUACACAAAAUAAAUCACUUUUUCAUGCCG
This is a messenger RNA of Larimichthys crocea (large yellow croaker), 3025 nucleotides long. RefSeq names its product proline-rich coiled-coil 1 (gene prrc1). The transcript is spliced from 9 exons. NCBI's taxonomy places the organism in Eukaryota, Metazoa, Chordata, Actinopteri, Sciaenidae. Bases 138 to 1448 code for a protein of 436 amino acids. The record is from RefSeq and is a predicted model, not a curated record. Gene Ontology annotation, cellular component: cytoplasm. Gene Ontology annotation, biological process: activation of protein kinase A activity. Gene Ontology annotation, molecular function: protein kinase A regulatory subunit binding.